AAGGCAGGCAGGAUGAUAGACAAAGAAAACAAACAAUUCACUAUAUAUCUAUAUUUGAACAUCUUGUUUACUUAUCCGUUGUAUUGAUAAGUGAACACACUACUUUAGUUUGAUAUGGUAUAUACCAACACAAAUUUAACAAUAUUGAUGCUUAUAUAUUGACAAAUAACCAUGUACAUCUAUAAAUACACCCAAAGGGAUAAAGUACGAAUCAAGGCGAUACACCUUUGUUAAUUAUCAUAAAGAUGUACUAAUCAAAAACAAACAAGUGGUAUUUUUCAUAAACUGAGUUUAAUAUCUAACGAAUUUACAUAACAAUAAUUCAGAUUGAUUAAGAUUAAAGAAUAAAACUUAACUCAUUUAUAAAAUCAGAUAACAUGUUAACUAUUCCACGUGAAUCUAAUUUAUUUAAAUACACUGAUGAUUAUUAUCAUAAUCCUCAUAGUAACUCUUUAAUUAAUUACAAUAGUAAUCAACAGAUCAAUCAAUCAACUAAUGCUUUUUUAAAUGAUCAACUAGACAUUGAACAUAAAUCCAUUGAAGGUGUUAAACAUGAACAUUUGAAUAAAAACAUCAUUAACAAUAUAACAACAACAACAACAACAACAACUGAUAACGUAGAUGUUUCUAAAGACAGUCAAAAUUUCAAUUCACCGACUUACAGUCAAAAUUGUUUAACCCCAGUAGUACCUACUAUAAAACUAAUUAGUUUAGAUCAAAAUCAUCAACAUCAUUCUGAUGUUCAAUCGAAUCAGUCAGUAAUUGAAGAUACUUCCUCUAUUAUUGCUUUAUCAUCAUUAGAUAAAUCAGUGUCGAAUUCCACUUCAUUAUCAUCUUCUUUAUCAUCAUCACACAUUGAUUAUAGACCUUCUAAUAGUAAUAUUAAUGAAACACUUUUUCAUAAAUGUAAAUUCUCAAACAGUAUUCAUAAUACUAAUACUACUACUAAUAAUAAUAGAUAUCCAUUGUAUAGUUUACCAUUUGCAAUGGAUUAUUGUUCAAAUAAACUUGUUCAACAACAUGAUGAAAGGAAUAGAAGUUUUACUCCAGAUAAAAUGUUACCAAAUCCCACUACUACGAAUGAGUAUCCAAAAAUUAAACAAUCCAAUGAUGUAUUAACCACAAUAAAUUCUGUAUAUGAUGAUCAAGUACUUUAUAGACAAUCUUCAUUAAUAAAUCAUCAACCUCAUGUUCAAUUUGUUGAUGAUUACCAAAAUUUAGGAUCAAAAACAAAUGAGUUUAACACAAGGCAUUCAAAUUCCGAUCAACAAAAUCAUUCUUACAGUAAUUACUAUUUCCAUAAUCAGAAUAAUAAUAAUAAUAAUGAUCAUAAUAAUGAAUUGGAUAAAAAAGAAUUACAAAUUGUAAGAAAUAAAAAAUCCGAUUUUAUUUUAAUACGUCAACGUAAUCGACGUAAACCGCGUAUUUUAUUUUCACAAACACAAAUUUAUGAAUUAGAACGUCGAUUUAAACAACAACGUUAUUUAUCCUCUCAAGAACGUGAACAAAUGGCAAAUAAUUUGAAAAUGUCAGCACAACAAGUGAAAAUCUGGUUUCAAAAUCGCCGGUAUAAGUUAAAAAGACAAGUUCAAGAUAAAAAUUUGGAAGAAGCUAGUGCAUUACAUCAUCAUUUACAAACUUAUUCUAUACCAUUAUUGCAACAGUCAACGGAAUUAUGCAACCAUGCUACAUCGUUAACAAAUUCGUCAUUAUAUAAUGUUGUCAAUCAGGUAGAUGAUGUUUAUCAUCAAAUUCAAAAUCGUACACGUUUUCCCGAAAUGAAUACAUAUGAAUGGGCAAAUAUAUUUUCUCAAACAUAUAGUAACAACACUACAACUACCGUUACUGCCACCGGUAUUACAAAUAAUGGUAAAAACACCAUUUCUUAUUCAAUGGAGUCAGCAUUUUCAAAUCCAUCGAUUAAUUCAGAUAAAAUAUCUAGUUCUUUAACUAAUUUGAAUGAAGAGAGAUCUACUAAACAUCCAAGUCAGUUCUCAUCAUUAUCUAGCUACUCGGAUUCAAAGUUAUUGCCUCAUCAUUUCAAUGAGAACACUGUUACAGACUUAAGCUAUCCAGUUGAUCAGGCUAGAUCAGUUUUGCCGUCACUGUUACCAUUAUCUAGAAUGCAUCAAUUUCAUAUAGAUUUUGAUUCGACAAAUGAAUCUAGCGUUUUAUCAACACAUAAUGAACAGAAAUUCAGUAAUCCUAAUACUUCAUUAUCUCAACUUCAAUAUACUCAUGAACAGAAUAACUCUGAAAAUGGUCAUGUUAAUAGUCAAUUUACAAAUAAUGUUGGUGUAAUUGAUAUGAAUUGUAAUAACAGUGUUAAUAACAAUAAUUACUCAUAUAAUCAUAAUGACUCGACGAAAAUUUUAAACUCUAACUCUUCAUUGAACAAUGUAACUCCACAAGUAGAUUUAUCAGUUUCCUUUUUGAAUAGUUUCAAAAAUCAGCCAAAUCAAUCUUUAAGGAAUUUUUGUAAUUCUGACCUUUAUGAUAAUUAUUUUGUUAUGAAAAAACAUUUACAAUCAUUACCAACAUCUUCACAAUUAACAUCAACAACUGAUAUAACUACAGGAUUUCCACUAUUCUCAUCAACAGCAGCGGUAACUUCUGAGUCUUCAGUAGUCUCAGAAACACCGAACACAACAGAAACAUAUAUGAAAUUGGAACAGUUUCAUCAAAAUCAUAAUUGGUUCCCAAAUAAUUUAUUUUUCUCAUCAAAUCUAUCCAAUCAUUCUAAUAAUGACUUAGCUAUGUCAACAAGCAAAGAUCAUUCUCAAUUCAAUCAAACCAAUACAAUAUUUCCAUUGUCAAAAUAUAAUGAAUACAAUGAAGAAAUUCAAAAUAUACACAAUAAUGAUAGUAACCUUCCACAUUGUAUGACUAAAAUUAAUUUAGAAUAUCAAACUGUAUUAAACGUAGCUAAAGCUGCAUUUCAAUGUGAAAAUAUGAUAUUGAAUAAGAAAAGAAUACCAUUUACAAAUCAUACAGUUUUAGAAACAAAUGAACAAGAAAACAAUGAGGAAGAAGAAGAAGAUGAUGGUUGUCAUAGAAACCAGACUGAUGAAGAAAAUGAUAAAAGUGAUGAGUUUAUUGCUUAUCGUGAAUACCAAUAGAAUUGUUGUUAUUAUCCAUUCAUUAAUUGAAGAUUGAAUAAGUCAGGGAUAAAUUUGAAAAAUUAAAACUCAUAGUUUUAAUAAACCCCAUUCAAAUCCUCUUCCCUUUUAUUGCAGUUUCUUUUUCCUACUAUUGAAGUAACACUCGGAAAGGUUUACUCAUAUAUACAUAGUUAUCUACGACUAAUAUUGUUGUUAUUAUUAUUGUUACUACUAAUAAUUGUUCUUUACAUGGAAUGUUUUUUUCAAUGAUCUUUACAUACUACUACUAUAAUUGCUGAUAGUACUUAGUGCAUACAUUUAUUUUCUGUUUUAAUAUUUUUGAACUGGAUCAUUCACUUUAAUUAAUGAUAUAAAUUGAACAUUGUCACCGAUGGAAACUGUUUGUUUCAAACAUUAAAAUUAACUGCGCUUGUUUAAACUAUUACUAAACUAACAGUGUUGACUAAUUUAGUUUCUUUUUUUACAGUUAUGCCCUUACCCUUACUAUAUCUAAUCAUACUUGCUCUAUUUCGAUUACUACUUUGAAUAUUAUGAGUAGUAGUGAUUGUAUCAAUGAUAUAUUUGAUGCAAAAAAGGUUUUGCUUUUGGUAAAAAAAACGAGUAGUUUUGAUCAUUUGAUCAGACCAAUAUAUCUAGUAACUGGUUGUUUCUUUACUUUCAGUGUUCAUAAAUGACAGCGUCAUUCGAUUUUACUGACUAGUAAGUGGAAUAGAUUUUCGCCUUUGUGUAAAUCUUUUUUAUGUGCAUAUUAUACCAAUAGCCAUUUACUUUUAGUCUGAGGAAAUCACUUUUCUAUAUAUAAGACAGCUAUUAUAUAUGUAACAUUGUUGAGAUUAGUCAGUUUCUUCGAUUUCAUUUCCUUAGUGCAUUCCUUAAGUAGAAUAAUGUAAGAAUAAUGAAAGAAUCAAAUGAUUUCUGAUUUCUUUUUGCGAAUAUUCUAGUAUAAAUCGAUAUUUAACUCACGUGCUAUACAUAUUUCCAAAGUAAUUCAUGGUUGUGUUCAUCCAGUACUCUGCCUGGAAUUAAGUUCAGGAUCAUUGAUUAUUGCAACUGACACAGCUAGUUAUUUAGACUAUUGAAUCAGCUUUCGAAAAUCUAUGUCCUGUAUCUUUUCUUACUCAUAAUGAAGAAAAGAAAUUAAUUUGAAAAAAGUUUAGGGAUUUUCCG
This is a messenger RNA of Schistosoma rodhaini, 4289 nucleotides long. The record is from the annotation of a GenBank genome assembly. Lineage: Eukaryota; Metazoa; Platyhelminthes; Trematoda; Strigeidida; Schistosomatidae.